AUGUCGUGGGCAAUAGACGAUGACUAUGAAGCAUUCAAGAGAGCUGCGCACCACGGCCAUGCUUUAAUACUACCUCCACCGUGGCUUCUACACGUAUGGGACGUCACAGACGAAAACCCUGAGGGCGUCUGGCAUGUCGAGUCGAAUCCCCAAAGUCUUCAGAGCAAGGCACGGCUGCGCAUAGUCUUUGCACCCUUCCAUGACCCUGAACCGUGUUCUCUGCCCAGCGUCCUGGCGCUCUUUCGUCUCCUACACGUCCCUAGCGACUUCACGACCAGCGUCCUGCAGUCCGUCUGUCACAGUUUUGGCCGCAAGACCGACAACUACGGUUGCUGUUCGUGGUUUCACUUUCUCUUCAAGAACAUCAGCCUCAAGCACCAAAACGGCAAACUGCCUGAGGUGGACAAUCGCGCCGCCAGCGCCGGAUACGCCUCGUCGACGCUUCCUCAAGCUGACUACAGCUGGCUCAAGUCCAGCUUCUUCCUCCGCCAGCACGACGAUGGAGGCACAGUGCUUGUUUGCUUUGGGGCGCAGCCGAGAGUGUGGCAGAGGAUCGAGCUCUUCAUCGACAGCGGCAAGUGGGCCGACGCCGGCAUCAACCCCUAUGUCCUCUUCGACCUCGUGCUCGAUGGCCUGUACUUUGAAGUCGACGAGACGGUCUGGAACAUGAACACCGUCUUUGGGCCCCUGGAACAUGUACAGUGGGGGGACAAAAGUUCCGGUCAAUGA
Molecule: messenger RNA, 729 nt
Organism: Hirsutella rhossiliensis
Lineage: Eukaryota; Fungi; Ascomycota; Sordariomycetes; Hypocreales; Ophiocordycipitaceae
Exons: 3
Coding region: 1-729 (242 amino acids)
Source: RefSeq, a predicted model, not a curated record